AUGUGGAAAUCGUUAUAUCUUAAAAACCAGCCUAUACCAGAACAAACCAGAAACAACGUUGUAAUUACCAUGUCUAGCGUGCCACAAGAUUCCACAACGGAUCGUGUUCCGGAUAGCACCGACUCUAGUGUCCGUUACGCCGCUUACGCUAGCCGUUUGAGAACAAUCGCACUGGCAUCUCAUAGAUACGUCGCAUACACUUCCGAUAUCGGCGAAUCUUUCAGACCCGUGUUCCCACCAGCAGCAGUGACUCUGGGAUAUGGUAUUUCCUGGCUAUAUAUCUUGGGAGAUGUUUCUUACGUGGCGUGGGUGACAAAACUGCAGAAAGAGGGGAGAUAUAGGCCCGGCUUGAAGCCCUGGGAUCCGUUACCUUCCGUGGACAAGGAACUCGCCGAUUCCGCGCACGCAAAAUCGCUUCCAGACUGGAAGAUGGCAGGUUUGGAAAGAAUGAUAUUUCAAAGCGUGGCCUCUAUGGGACUCCCCGCGUUCACGAUCCAUUCUGCUGUGAAAUACUCAGGAAAAUGGAUCAACAAACAGUUUCCCAAAAGCGCUGCGCUGAGAACGUGGGGCCCUAUUGGAUUGGGUCUUAGUGUCGUGCCAGCACUACCAUACGUGUUUGAUAAACCCAUCGAACAUUUGCUCGACAGGGUUUUCCAUCCGCAGGGCGAUGCGCAGAACCAUCAGAAAAAGGAAUAG
Molecule: messenger RNA, 696 nt
Organism: Lachancea mirantina
Lineage: Eukaryota; Fungi; Ascomycota; Saccharomycetes; Saccharomycetales; Saccharomycetaceae
Source: the annotation of a GenBank genome assembly